UCAUUACUUCAAACGCGAAUAGACGUGUACAUCGAUGCAAAAUAAUAUUGCUUAAUUGAAGAAUUAAAAUAAUAGUGACCUAGUUUGGUAUUUACUUUGACUUUAAUUUUAUAUGUGAGUUAAGUGCUACAAACUAUAAUUUGAUUAAUUAUGACAAUAAGUGUGUACAACGACGAGUAAUAUGGACAGCAGCCCCUUUAACCGGAGCGGGAUUACUCGCCGCACCCCUCCGCCGACAACACCGUGCCGGGAACAACCAGCCCAAAUUGACCCUCCAGAAGUUGUAACUACAUCAGAUCUUCACCAAUGGACCGGGUCAGUUGAGAGAUACCUACAAGAAAUCUGCAAUAUUUCUUCCGAGGGCAAACUGAACUCCGAACAGAAAUUGAAAAUUAGCAACCUCUGCCGAAAAGUAUCCCAAGGCUUCACCCACGUCACUGUGCAAUACCAAGCCCUGAAGAAUAAGGCAUUGAUCCAACACUAUGCCUUACAAGACCUCAAAGAAAAAAAUGACCUUGCUGUUUCUUUAACGCAAAUUAAAGAGACGAUAAAAGAGUCCUGCUCGAAAUCCGUGCCACAAAAUAGCUCUUUUGCCGACAUGGUGAAAAAAGGUACCAACAACUUUGUACGUCCAAGCCCCUUAAGCUCUGUUGCAAUUUAUCCUAGUGAUAAAUCAAAGACCAGCGACGACACUAAGAACAUUGUUCAAAAAGCCAUUUGCCCAGGAGACAUCAAUCUAAAAGUACGUGGCGUUCGCAAGAUACGUAACGGCGGUGUCAUUAUUAGCACUGAAACAAAAGAGGACUUGGAAAAGCUGAAGAAAUCAGUCCAGCUCUCUUCCACAGGACUUACCGUUGAUGAGCCGAAGAAACGCAAUCCGCGACUUAUUGUUUUAGGAAUCCCGACCUCAAUGGCUGAGCCGGAAGUGUUCAAAUGUAUUUUUGAACAAAACGUUGCUGAAAAGCUUCCCAGUUUGUCCCGUGAUGCCUUCCUGGCUUCAAUAAAAUUAAGCCAUAAAUCAGGAAGGAGAGACGCCGACCACUGCAACUUCAUCAUUGAAGUUUCAGCCGCCCUACGUAAAGCCCUUAUAACGCAAGAUAGAGUGUUCAUCAACUGGACAUCCUGCCCUGUGAGAGACUUUACUAUAGUGACCAGAUGCUACAACUGCCAGCAGUAUGGUCAUGCAGCCAAGUCGUGCCAGGCUGCCGCUCCAACAUGUGGUCACUGCGGAGAUGAGGGCCACUCUAUCAAAGACUGCCCUAAGAAAGGAGCUCCGCCGAAGUGCGCUACUUGCGCCCGCUUCAAAAAGCCGAGCAACCAUCAAACUGGUGAUAUUGACUGCCCAGCUAAAAAAGCAGCAGAAAAUAGGUACAUGAAUUCGGUAAAUUAUGAAGGCGCCUAAGAGCGCCACUCUUUUUUCUUAAUCUUAGAUCUAAGUUUACUUGUUAAAUGGCCAUUAACUUAAUUAAUGAAAUUGACGAUUCCUUUUCAAACAUAUCCACUUCUUGUGAGGUUGAAGAUUGCAAAAGCUAUGUAUCCAACUUCUCAAAAUCACUAACUGUUCUCACUCAAAACAUUCGUAGCUUAUACAAAAAUAUAGAUAAUUUUCAUGUUCUUCUAGGAAGACUUAACUUCUCAUGUGACAUAAUCAUACUAACAGAGUGUUGGCUUAAAAGUAGAUGCGUUAACCUACCUGAUAUUCAGGGAUAUAACUCUUUUUGUAAUACUAUGAAUACUAGCCAAAAUGAAGGAGUGGUUGUCUAUGCCAAAGAUUCAUUAAGAGUUACUGUAGAGGAACCCAAUACACCAGGAUGCAAUUGUUUGGUCAUUAAGGUAGAUACAAUUACAGCAAUAAUAGCUGUUUACAGGCCACCUUCCACUAGAAAUUUAGAUUCCUUUCUCAAUUCCUUAAACCAGACAUGUGAAACACUAACCUCCUUUAGAAAUAUUGUACUAACAGGUGACAUAAACAUUAAUAUCAACUCUGAGAAUUCUGAUGCAGGAAUACAGGAUUACCUUAAUUUAUGUGCAUUUCAUGGACUCCUCGCUGCUCAUAAAUUGGCAACACAUCAAAGUGGUUCCUGUCUGGAUCACAUGAUGGUUAAAACCAACUCAAACUAUAUUAGCCUUGUUACUAACUCUACAUUAACCGAUCAUCAUGCCGUUCUGCUUAUCCUUAACUUCACGCUUCCGAAGCAAAAUCGUCACCAAACUAGGUCACAAUUAAACCUAAAAAAACUCGAACAUGAUUUACGCAAUAUCGACUUUACACCGAUUUAUAAUUCUGCUGAUGUCAACGUCUCGAUGUCGUAUUUAAUAAAUAAUGUUGAACAAGCUAUUCGUCGUAAUACCACAGUUAUAAAAACUAAUAACAGACAUUAUAACAUAAAGCCAUGGAUUACGCCUGGGCUUGUUAGAUGUAUAAGACACCGGGACAAACUACAUCAUAGAGCAAAACGUUUUCCUGAUAAUUUUGAUCUACAAUUAACAUACAAAAGAUACAGGAACUUUUGCAAUAAUUUGCUGAAAAAGAUUAAAAUCGAUUACGAUAAAGGCGCGUUACAUCGGGCGGGUAAAAAUAGUAAGAGACUUUGGCAACACAUAAAAAAUGUAACAAAUACGUCCAAACAGCGAGAAUCAUGUUCGAAUUUACUACUAACGGAAUCUACUUCGCUUCAGUCUGCUGACAAUGUAAAUAACUACUUUUUAAAUGUGGGUAGAAACCUCGCUCAACAGUUGCAGCUAAACUCUACAACCCGGACUAAUACAACUUUACUACACUCAAAUACUGAAAAAUCAUUUGUUUUAUUAGAUACAGACGAACAGGAAAUUGCACGAAUCAUAACUGGAAUGAAAGAUAAUUGUGCAACUGGUUGUGAUGGAAUCAGCAAUAGGAUCUUGAAAACAUAUAGGCAAAUUUUUGUCCCACCUCUGACUCAUGUUUUUCGAGAGUGUCUCUCUAAAGGCAUUUUUCCAAAAUGUCUUAAAAGGGCAGUGGUUGUCCCUAUAUUCAAAUCAGGUGACAAGAAUCUAGUUAAUAAUUAUAGGCCUAUCUCACUACUGCCAUCGAUAUCUAAAAUUCUUGAGAAGAUUAUUAACAUCAGAUUGGUAAAUUACCUAGAAAUGAAUAAAUUCUUGUCACCACUGCAAUUUGGUUUUAGAGCAAAGUUGUCAGCAGCUGAUGCAGUACAUACACUCACAGAUUUCAUAUCAGAAGAACUCGGCAAAGGCAACCACGUUCUAGGAAUUUUUAUUGAUCUUGCCAAAGCUUUUGAUACUGUGUCUAUUCCACUGCUUCUAAAGAAGAUGGAAUGUAUGGGUAUCAGAGGCACACAACUGAACCUCUUUGCUGAUUAUCUAGAUGACCGUUACCAGUGUGUUAGAAUAGAUGACGUCACAAGCCCAUUCCAGAAAAAUACUGGUUUUGGAGUGCCUCAAGGGAGUAUUCUUGGUCCUACCCUAUUUUUGAUCUAUAUCAACGAUUUAUGUAACAUUGAGAUGCAUCAUGGGAAACUAAUAUCAUACGCUGACGACACGGCCCUAAUUUUUUCAUCCAAUAACGACAAUGAACUGUACUGUAAUGCUCAA
Messenger RNA from Spodoptera litura, 3588 nucleotides. RefSeq lists its product as uncharacterized. Gene Ontology annotation, molecular function: zinc ion binding; nucleic acid binding. NCBI's taxonomy places the organism in Eukaryota, Metazoa, Arthropoda, Insecta, Lepidoptera, Noctuidae. The record is from RefSeq and is a predicted model, not a curated record.